AUGGACAGCGACGGGGAUAACGAUGAUUACUUGAACGUCUCAGCCGAGCCCGAUCCAUUCGAUGCUGCUGACGAUGAAGCCCUCUACGGCUUCAAUAAGCCCUUUGCCAUGCCUGCCUCGACAGGCAAGACGGUCGUGUCCAACCCUGCGUACGCAUCCAGCAUCAACCCGCUCUUUGAUGGUGGGGAUGCUGACGAAGAGGGCGCCUAUGCAGACCUUGAUGCCCCUUCCGGCUUUGGCGGUGCCGCCACGACCGCCUUUGGCACCAACAGCGACAACGGCACGUACUUCGACCCCACCCACAACUUUGCCGGGCCCGCCACGCAAAGCGCCGAGUACAUGUUUCCUGAUGCCAGCCCUGACGCCGGUAGCAGCAAGGCCGGCGCCUCGAACAAAGUUGCUCCCUUCCAGAUCGAUGAUGGCAUGGACAAAUCCCCCGGCACGAAUGCCUCCCGCAACGACAAGGGUCGCGGUCGCCUCUACAUAAUCAUUGCCAUCCUGCUCGCCAUUAUUCUUGCCCUCAUUGUUGUCAUUGUCCUCGCCGGUGGUGGUUCCUCCGGUAACGCUACCAACGGUACCGCCAGCUCGGCCGGCUCCGAAGGCAGUCAAGCCAGCUCGCAAAACACGAAACCACCCACCACCAUACCCCCGCCGACCACCACCCCUGCUCCCACCACCACAGGAGACACCGUCCCCUGUGGUACCGGUUUUUGCACGCACGGCAUUUGUCACGAAGCCAAGGGCGUCUGCUGGUGUCUCGACGGUUAUUUUGGCGACGCAUGUGACCAGGAAUGCCCCGGCCUUUGCACAGACAACUCGCGGGGCCUCUGUGGCACUCAAGGCUCGUGCCUCUGCUUCCCGGGCUUUGCUGGCGAUGCUUGCCAAAACACCACCGACUCGGUCUGGAUGCGCUUCCGCGACUCCCUGGGUCCCCUUGAAGACUUUGACUUUGACCAGUUUCUCGCCAACAUCGACCUCCUCUUCCCGGAUGACAGCUUCGCCGUCGAGGGGUGCUCCCACAAUGAUGGCCUUGUCUGCGAAAUUAGUGUCUCCACUUCCCAGGACGCCGGCGCCGUCGUCACCCAGAUUUUGAACAUGGCCGAAGCUAAUAACAUUGACCUUUUCAACCUCGGCGUUGAAGCCGUCACCGACUCCCAAGGUGGCAACUGGUCUUCAGAGCUCUCAGCCCAGUGCCUCAACGACUGCUCGGGCCAUGGUCGCUGCCUGGAAACCACUCAAUGCGAGUGCUACUCUGGCUGGGACGGCGAGGAUUGCUCCCGUGAAGUUGUGUUCAAGAGCUGCGAGAACGAUUGCUCUGGCAACGGCUACUGCUUUGAUGGUACCUGCGAGUGUGACGAGGGCUGGUCCGGCAGUGCCUGCGACGCUCUGCUCGUGCCUUGCACCGAUGAUUGCAACGGUCGCGGCACCUGUGAUCAAACCACCGGUAUCUGCAACUGUACACAGGGCUACAUUGGAGACGCUUGCGAGGAACGCAUCUGCUUAGCUGGCUGCGGCGAUCACGGCGUCUGCCGUAGUGGCGUCUGUGACUGCGACGACGGCUUUACCGGUGAGACCUGCUCGGAGAUCAGCUGCACGCUGGACUGUGGUGACCACGGCUACUGCUCCAAUAAUACCUGCGUCUGCAGCACGGGCUGGAACGGCGAAUACUGUGAUGUGCAAGGUUGUCGCAAGGACUGCUCUGGCAACGGCGCCUGUGUACAAAACUCAGAGACAGCCAUCUGGAGCUGCCAGUGCCAAAGUGGCUGGCAAGGUGAUGCUUGCCAGGCCGGUAUCGAACUCAACUGUAACGAUGGCAUUGAUAAUGACAACGAUCGCGUCACCGAUUGCAACGAUGCUGACUGCUGCUCCAGCCCGGCCUGCCAGGACCACCCUUCCUGUCAAACGGUCCCUGAUGCCGACGACGUAGUCACCAAGGUCAACCUCACCGCGCCCAUCGAUGAAGUCGAUCCCAUCGAGGAGGAGUCCUUCCUCGAGCAGUGGUGGCCUCUCGUUGACGGUGACUCGGCCACCCAGAUGGAGGUUGACACGAGCCAGCUGGAUGAGGCUCGCGUGGCCCUUGUGACUGGCACCGUUCUUGAUACCAACCUCAUUCCUGUCACGGGCGUCAAGGUGCAGAUCUUGGGCCACCCGGAGUUUGGCUACACCAUGACCACCGCCACCGGCGCCUUCAACAUGGUUGUCAACGGCGGUGGCUACCUCAGCAUUCGCUUUGCGCGUGACGACUUUAUGGAGUCCCAGCGCACGCCCUACAUCCCAGAGAACGAACGCACCAUCAUCCCGGCUGUGGUCAUGCAGCCCGUCUCCAACAUCAAGACCGAGGUCGAGCUCGGCACGGGAAGCAGCGAGGACAGCGUCGUUGCCUCUGGUGAUGCGGUGGAAGACGAAUCGGGCUCUCGUACCGCCCGCAUGCUCUUCUUCGGCAACAACACGGCCACCGUGCAGAACAUGACGGACGGCACCAACUCCACGCUCCCCUCUAUGAACCUGCGCAUCACCGAGUUUACCGUGGGCUCGGCUGGCCCCGAAGCCAUGCCCUCCGAGCUGCCCGCCAACUCGGGUUACACUUACGCCGUGGAAAUUAGCUUGGACGAGGCCACCGUCAACAGCGACACCAACGUCCAGUUUGGUUCUCCCGUCCCCUUUUACACGGAAAACUUUUUGGGCUUCCCGGUGGGUUCGGUGGUGCCCGUGGGCUCCUACAACCGCCAAGCCCAGGCCUGGAUGCCGGAAUCUGACGGUCGCGUCAUUGAGAUUGUCCGCAUUGAGAAGGUCAACGGCGUGGACACGGCCGUCCUGAAUUUGCGCCCCAACGCCGCAGACUUUGGUGACAUUGCCUCCGAGCCCAUUCUCUCUGCUGACAUUGAGGCCGGCUGUGAUGACGAGGCCUUCCAGCAGGUCAACGCGCACCGCAACCCCACCGCUGUGGACGAACUGUCCGACGAGGAACUCGAGAGCCACUUUCAGAUCUCUCUUGCCGAGAAGCAACGCCUGGCCGAGCUCUACGGUGCUGGCGCUCAAAUCUGGCGUGUCCUGGUCCCCCACGCCACGCCUUGGGAUUGCAACUGGCCUUACGGGCCCCCGCUGGAUGGCUGCUCCCCGGCCCAGUGCCCCAACCCUCCGGAUGAUCCCGAGGACAACGAUGACAAUCCCGAAGACCCGGAUUGCGCCAAGGCCGGCUCCAUCAUCCACCCCAGCACUCAGACCUUGAGCGAGGCCAUCAACAUUGCUGGCUCGAACAUGAACCUCGUCUACUCGAGCAACCGCAUGCCCGGCUAUCACGUGGCCAUCGACGUGCCUGCGACUUCGGCCAACCCCCCGGACUCCCUGCUUGGCGUCAUUGUCACGCUCAAAAUUGCCGGUCGCGAAUUUUCCCGCACCUUUGACUCGGGCAAGCCCAACCUCAAGGCGCGCUUCGUCUGGGACCGCCGUGACAACCGCGGCGCGCUCGUGCUCGGUCAGAUCGAUUAUACCGUGACACGCCAGUACACCUACCCACUCACCUACUACCCCUCUCGCAGUAACUUUGCCGCGGCCUUUGGCCGCUUCUCGGGCAGUGUUACCGUGCCCAGCGGCCGCACCUCAGGUACGGCCAACCAAAUGGCCAACCGCACCAUUGCCGUCUCCAACGAGUAUCAGGGCACGCUGCAGGGCCGUCGCGACAUCCGUCGCCUCAAGAUGGGCGGCUGGUCUCUCGAUGUGCACCACCGCUACAACCCCAGCACCAGCAUGCUGCACCGCGGUGACGGCACUCGCACGCAGUUUUAUGCCAGCAAGGGCGUGACCACGACCAUUCUCGGUGGCAAUAACCGCCGCAGCACCAGCUGCACCGAGUGUGGUCUCGAGGGCAACACCUCCUCCCUCUACAGCCCGACGUCCGUGGCCCACCACCCCUCAGGCUCGCUCUUCAUCGGCGACUACAAUGUCAUCUAUCGCCGCGAAACCAACGGCACCGUCACCAUUGCCUACACGUUCCCCCCUGGUAGCGAGCCCACGUCCACCUACUACUUGGCCGUGCACCCGACCUGGGGUGACCUCCUCGUGUCCAUUCCUAGCCGUCGUCAGGUGUUCCGCCUGACCUCGGCCGGCGCGCUCGAGCCCAUCAUCGGCACGGGUGAGGCAUGCGACCCCUCGGACCUUGUUCAGCAGGCACGGGCAUGCGGCGACGGUGGCCUCGCCGUCAACGCUGCUCUCAUGAUGCCCCGGGGCCUCACGGUGCUCAAGGACGGUGACAUCUACCUUGCCGACGGCACGCGCAUCGUGCACGUGACCCCCGACGGUGUCAUUGGUACCCACGUCGGUGCUACCGAGUUUAUGCAGGGCAUGCUCCCGGCCUACGUUCCGGACGUGCCACUGACCGACGCCAUUCUGGUGCAACCCACCUACCUGGCCUACAGCGCUGUGGAGGAGUCGCUCUACAUCUUGGACGGCGCCUCCGCCUUGAUCUACCGGAUCACUUCGGCCAACCUCAUGCAGGUGGUGGCCGGGUACCCGCCCAACUCGCAACAACGUGCCGAGCCGUACCAGGACGACAAGAUUGGCAUUACCGAGACCGUGGCCGCCCUCACUCCGUUGCAGGAUCCGCGCGGCCUGGCCAUCUCUGCCACUGGCACGGUUGUCUUUGUCGAAGCCAGCAUGUACCGCGUGCGCGAGGUCACGGCCGAGGGCAUGAUCCGCACCCUGGCCGGCUCCACCUCGCUCUGCAGCAGUUCCAGCAGCUCCAGCUGCCCAGGCAUUGGCGGCACGCAGGCCCCCGAUGCGGCCCUUUUCAAGGCACCCGCAGAUGUCUCCAUCCACCGUGGCCUCGUCUACGUGGCCGAUGAGGGUAACCGUGCCAUCCGCUCCCUCGGCGUGCGUGACACUUUUGCCUACGGUACUGAGCUCGCGGUUCCCGAAAUGGGAACCACUCUCGUCUACGUGUUUGACAACAACGGGCGCCAUCUGACCACGCGCAGCACAAUUACCAACCAGCCCAUCCUGACCUUCCAGUACGACGCCACCAACCCCGAGCUCCUCACGGGCCUGACCACGGCCUUUGGCGAUGAGAUUGUCUUUGCCCGGGAUGCUGCCACGGGUCGCCUGACACGCAUUACCGCCAACGGCGUGGUAACGGAUGUCGAGAUUGAUGAAUCGGGCUACUUGCGCACCAUCCGCCAGCCCAACGAUCGUUCCUACUACUUUGCUUAUCGCAUGACCCCCAUGGGCAUCCCCGACGGUCUGCUCGAGGAACAGAUUGACGCCGAGGGUCGCUUGCAUUCGUACGUGUACAACUCGGAGGGCCGUUUGACCGCCGAUUCGGGUCCGCGUGGAGGCACAACCAAGCUCUCGCGGCGCCAGAACAACGAGACGGGCGAGUAUCAGAUUGUGGUGACGCUGCCCGAGCUUCAGGUGCAAAAGCUCUCCUUCGCACCGCUCUCCAGCGCCACGGGCACCCGCACAACGGCCACCAACGAGCACGGUGGUGUUGGCAUCACGGAUGUUUUCCCGGAUGGCUCGUGGAAUGAGUACAACCCGGAUGGGUCCUCCUUGACUGCCCUGGUGAGCCCUCACCCCGUCUGGAAGGGCCAAGCCCGCGUCGUGACGCAGCAGCGCAUGGUCCGGCCGUCGGGCUCUGCGCUCGUUACCAGCUAUGCCUACUCGGUGACCCAAACCGACGUGACCGACCCCUUCUCGGUGACCAGCCUGACCAAGCAAACGACGAUUGCCGGAAGGUUGGCCCACACCGUCACCCGCGACGUUGUGAACCGCCAGGUAACCUCUGAGGUGCCUGGCCUGGGACAGUUUGUGAUGGCCUACGACGGCUUUGGCCGCACCAUUACGCAGACGUUUCCGGGUAGCAACCUCGACGCGAUUGAGACCUCAUAUCACUCCAACGGCCAAGUCAACGAGACGCGUCGCGGCAACUACUAUGUGCGCUACACCUACGACGCCUCGGGUGCCGUCACGUCAUGGGUCUCCAGCAGUGGACUCAGUGCCCAUUACUCACAGGAAAAUUUGGGCUCUGGUCUGGCUCGUCGCAACGUGUCCUACCCCUCGGGCCGCACCGUAUCUUUUGACGUUGACACGCUUGGCCGGCUGCGCCAGGUGACGCUGCCCAGCGGUUCCGCCCACGUGAUGGGCUACGCCGAUCACAUUGGUGAGGACACGGACACGUACACUGAUCCAGAGGACCACGUCAUGAUGCAGACGCUGCGUCUGGAUAACAAGAUCAAGUCGAUUACCCUGCCCUCGGGCCGAACCAUCCAGCACGAGUUCAGCGAGGGUGGUCUGGUCACGCGCAAGAUUGACGGCGAUCAGUUUUUGGACCUGGAUUACAUUCCCGGCUUGGCGCGCCCAUCCUCGCUGCUGCGUUACGGCACUGGUCACGAGGAAGUGCAGUCGACUUUUGUGUGGGACGGCCCAUUGCUUCAACGCUGGACUACGGACGCUGGCUCGGUCUCGAGCUACUACCAGCUCGAUUACGAGAGCUCGUGGCGCGUCCAGGACUACGACGUGUACUACAACAACAACCGCUUGUACAACACGCGUGUGUACCGCGACUCGAAUGGCUUGGUGUACCAGGUGGAUGACUUUCCCCUGACCUACUCGCCAAACCGCGAUGAGCUCACCGUGCGACGCUCAGACGGCUUGGGCUACUGGUCGCUGGACAACAGCUUGGGCCUGCCUGCUGAGCGCAAGGCGUACGUGACCACGGGCUCCACCCCCGUCUUCCAAGAGGAGCUCCUGUACGCGCAGGGCGACAAUCUUGUUUCGGGCUGGCUGCACCAGCUGCCAGGCAGCAGCAACACCGUCAACACGACCUUUGUGUACGACGUGGAUGGUCAGCUUACGCAAGUCCUCGAGGACGGCGCGGAGGUUGAAUCGUACAGCUACGACGUCAACGGGAACCGCGUGGCCUGGAACGUGCGCGGUGCCGCGCAUUCGGCUACUUAUGGUGCCGACGAUGCCGUGUUCACGGUUGAUGGCCAGUCAUACGCCGUGGACGUGGACGGCUUUUUGACGAGUGUGCGUGGCAUGUCCCUGGCCUAUUCGGGCCGCGGUGAGCUGCUCUCGGCAACGCUGCCAAGCGGUGCCGGUACGGUGCGCUACCGUUACGAUGGCUUUGGUCGCCGCAUCAUGCGCAUCUCGCCCCUGGAGGAGGUGACAUACUACAUGUACAAUGACCCCGGACAAAUCCAUCUGGUGACAGAUAUCUACAUGCCCACGGGCAAGCACAUGCGCUUCCGCCACGACCCCAACGGCCGCUUGGCGGUGAUUCACUACGACAACGUUGACUACAUUGUGGUCACGACGCACGUGGGCACACCGCUCGCCGUGGUUGAGGAAAGCUCGGGCACGGUCGUGCUCGCGCGUACCUAUGACGCGUACGGUCACCUGCAGAGCGAGACGGGCACGUUUGACCUGCCCAUUGGCUUCGCCGGUGGUAUUGCGGAUGAGGCAACGGGCCUGGUCAACUUUUUCCGCCGCGACUACGACCCCGUGGUUGGUCGCUUUUGCGCCAAGGACCCUCUGGUCUUUGGCGGUGGCUCGCCCAACCUGUUUGCCUACGUGUUCAACGACCCAGUGAACUUUAAGGACCCGCUCGGCCUCUUCUGCAUUGGUUUGCAGGCCGGCUUUAUCUUUGGCAGCGGCUUUGAAUUUUGCGCCGACUACGACAGUGACCGCGGCUUUGAGGCGUCUGUCUGUGUGAAGAAGUACGUGGGCUUUGGCGGUGGCGUGGACAUUGACCUCUUUGGCGAUGCCAAGGCGUCCAAGAUGAAGGCCUACGGCAAAGUCUAUGGCUCGCUUAACGCGGGCCCGGCGCAAUUGGGUGGUGAGCUCUCUGGUGGCUACGACUUUACGCCUGAGAACAUGCCGGGCCGCAACCCGUGCAAGGGUGGCUGGAGCGGUGAGGCUGGCGUUGAGGCCCACGUGGGAGGCUAUGGCGGCAAAUGGAACUCGGAUGAUGGCUUUGAUGCCAUGUACACCCGUGAUAUGAAUGACUUUGAUCGCGACAAGACUGUCAAGGACUGGGGCAAGUUCAAAGCUAAGGCCGGCGCUGAAGCCGGCGUUGAACUGUGCGCCGGCAACGGCCAAAACUAA
Monosiga brevicollis MX1 is the source of this 8100-nucleotide messenger RNA. RefSeq lists its product as uncharacterized. The coding region runs from base 1 to 8100 and encodes 2699 amino acids. The transcript is spliced from 4 exons. Lineage: Eukaryota; Choanoflagellata; Craspedida; Salpingoecidae. The record is from RefSeq and is a predicted model, not a curated record.